Phyllostomus discolor (pale spear-nosed bat) is the source of this 860-nucleotide messenger RNA. Its product is annotated as non-histone chromosomal protein HMG-14-like. NCBI's taxonomy places the organism in Eukaryota, Metazoa, Chordata, Mammalia, Chiroptera, Phyllostomidae. Gene Ontology annotation, biological process: chromatin organization. The record is from RefSeq and is a predicted model, not a curated record. The transcript has a single exon. Gene Ontology annotation, cellular component: chromatin; nucleus. Gene Ontology annotation, molecular function: nucleosomal DNA binding. Bases 143 to 445 code for a protein of 100 amino acids.
CAGUUCUCCCACCGCCCCCAUCGCGGGUCCGAGCAGUUUGGACCGCGGGAGCAGCAGUAUCAGCCAGGCAGUCCAGGUCUGCGAAGGAUCCCCGCUUGGCACUGCUCUCAGGCACCCGGCACGCGCCCGCCCCACCGCCACGAUGCCCAAGAGGAAGGUCAGCUCCGCCGAGGGGGCGGCGAAGGAGGAGCCCAAGAGAUCUGCGAGGUUGUCCGCUAAACCCGCUCCUGCAAAAGUGGAAACCAAGCCAAAAAAGGCGGCAGGAAAGGACAAGUCUGCAGACAAAAAGAUGCAAAUGAAAGGGAAAAGGGGAGCAAAGGGAAAACAGGCCGAAGUGGCUAACCAGGAGCCUAAGGAAGACCUAUCUGCGGAAAACGGAGAAACUAAAAACGAGGAGAGUCCAGCCUCAGAUGAAGCAGGAGAAAAAGAAGCCAAGUCUGAUUAAUAUCAUAUAUCAUGUCUUAUCAGUGGUCCCUGUCCCCUUUCUUGUACAAUCCGGAGGAAUAUUUUUAUCAACUAUUUUGUAAAUGCAAGUUUUUUAGUAGCUCUAGAAACAUUUUUAAGAAGGAGGGAAUUCCACCUCAUCCCAUUUUUUUUAAGUGUAAAUGAUUUUUUUUAAGAGGUGAAAUCAUUUGCUGGUUGUUUAUUUUUUGGUACAACCAGAAAAUAGUGGGAUAUUGAAUAUGGGAGGCUUUGAUUGUCUUGGGUGCCGGCUAAACAUUCCAUAGAUGGGGGUAGUUUUUAUAUCCUAUAACACAAAGCAUACUAAAUGGCAAUUUGGAGUCAGUUGUGCAUUUACUAUGUCUCGAACAUUUUAAAUUACUUCUAUUCUCAUGUUUUUGGUAGAAGUGUUUCCUAAA